AUGACGACUCCACGAUAUGAACCCCUCGGCUUCGGCGUAGGUGGGAUGGGCAGUAUAGAUGGCAACAUCACGACUACUCAGGGCAUUGAAGACAGCACCAGGGGUCCCGCCGAGAAGCAGGGUGUCAGAUUCUUUGGACGCUCCGUGUCGAACAACGCCGAUGGGAGUUUUGCAUACACCGGCUUUGACGGAGAUGUACCUGCUCGCACUACAAGAACGGGGAGCUCGUUGUACAGAGUUGCCUCAUCGGCCUGGUCCACUUUGUCGGCCACCGUUUCGAGAGUCAAAGUGGACGCACCUUGGAAGCACGAGUUUCUCGAGAAGCACGGAACUCCUCCAUCCGACACCGUCCGGUACUUUGACCACAGACGACAGCGCCGAAGGUUGUUUGCCAACAGCAGUUUGCAAUGGGUUUUUACUGCCUUGGUCUGCGCUUCUCUUGCCGCUCUCUUAUAUAUUGUCUCCAAGGCCGCUAAUGGAGUGACGAUCUCUCGCAAGCACGCCUUCAAUGCGAUUAUCACGGGCUUAUCGUUGAUCCUGGGUCUCAAUCUUGCCUCUUCGAUGAAGACGUAUGCCAAUAUGCUCCGUUGGAGAAUGCUGGCUUCUGGAUAUCGGACACUGGAUGAGUUCGAAAGCAUCUUGGAGUGUGAAAGCCAACGAAAGACACUCACAAUGCUAUGGACUUGCCGCACUCGCGGCCGAUGGCUUCCCAACAAACUUCAAACCGCCGCGGCCGUGUCACUCUUGAUCAACUUGGCUCUCCAGGUCUCCACGGCGUUGCUAGGUUUGACCUAUUCCAUUGAUGUUUCGGAUGAGUUUGUGAGACUCCGUUCAGGCCUCGUCAGUAUUGCGGACGUCAGCUACAUCGGCACCACGAAGACAGACGCCGAGUACCAAAGCAACCAGAACAGCAGUGCGUCCGUAUUGGCUCAAGUGGGCGUGGCGAAUCAACUGGGCAUCGAAGGCCAAGACUACACGGUCUUCACCACAGAUUAUGGGAGUGACGCGACCGGAUCCGCCGACAACCAGAUCUUUACCGAUCCGGAGUCGUCGCUUUACUGGUAUCGCUUUGUUGACCAGAAUCCGUUGUCAAAUGGUCUGUCAACGGCGUCUGAUCGAAAGGUUAAUGCAACCGCAACGUGCAAAUCAUACAAGGUCAUAUACGGCGGUGAGGCUGGGUUUCAAACGACCGAUGAAAGCCUAAUGUGGGACGUAACCUAUGUCGAUGAUGAGGGCAAAGAUAUCAGCUUGGUCAUUCCGGAGCAGGCGACUGGUGCGACGACCUGGAUGUCGAAUGUAACCACCGAUUGCGGUGAUCGCUGCACACAAGUCUUCGCCCUGCAGACCGCGGACAACAUCACGAGCGGCGUCCCCGUCCCGCGCUUCUGGUCCUGCUAUACAUAUGUGUCCAACGUGUCCAACGUCAACGAAUACCCCACUCCGUCUCACUACCAGAUGCCAGAUGCACAGGCACAGAUCCUGGCUGGAGCAAUCGGCUGGUCGGGCAUUCUGACCGACUACACCGACAGCGACGACGCUAAUCUGCAAAGGGUGCUGUACCAGGCAGACUCGGAGUGGAGUGCACCGGACAACAUAUCAGAGGCUGACAUGGCGCGACUGCUUAUGAAGUUUACGGCUGGGGCCAUUGCGGCUCUCGACGCGGGUGGACCACGUCUCAACGUCACGGGGUACACACCGGUAUCGAUGCAAUUACUCAAUGUGCAGUGGAGGUUUGCUGGAGCUCUUCUUGCCGGCAUUCCCGUUGCGCAGGCGUUGAUCCUAGCACUUGUGAUUGCAUUUGGAGAUCGGGCAAUUAUCAAGGACGGCAGUCCGUUGUCGACGGCCCGUCUCUUGCGCCCGAUUGUAAAUAAGCUGGGCGACACGGGGUGUCUGUUGACUGGCGAGGAGAUCGCGGCCAAGUUGGGCAAUUAUCGCGUCAUAUAUGGUGUUACAGAUCCUGAUGGGACCUUACCAGCUCACGGUGCCGGCGAUGAUGGCCAGGUCAAGCAUCUUGAUCUGCUGGAGGAGACGGAAGGUUUGGGUCGUACCAAGGGACGAAUGCCUAUAGGUAGGUAUGAUGGGAAGGUGAAGUAUCCUUCUGCUGCGAUGGACGAGACGGACACUUUGUUAGAAGUGGGAGAUGAGGAGAGGGAUACCGCAGGUAGUGACGAGGUGCAUUGGACUAGUCAGCGUAGGGAGCGGAGGAUGAGUGUCUAG
This is a messenger RNA of Exophiala viscosa, 2217 nucleotides long. RefSeq lists its product as uncharacterized. Lineage: Eukaryota; Fungi; Ascomycota; Eurotiomycetes; Chaetothyriales; Herpotrichiellaceae. The coding region runs from base 1 to 2217 and encodes 738 amino acids. The transcript is spliced from 4 exons. The record is from RefSeq and is a predicted model, not a curated record.